Aphanomyces astaci is the source of this 354-nucleotide messenger RNA. RefSeq lists its product as hypothetical. NCBI's taxonomy places the organism in Eukaryota, Oomycota, Saprolegniomycetes, Saprolegniales, Verrucalvaceae. The transcript has 2 exons. The record is from RefSeq and is a predicted model, not a curated record. Bases 1 to 354 code for a protein of 117 amino acids.
AUGGCGUCUCAAAGCGGCACUCGCCACCUCACGCCAGCCGAGCGACGCACUGCCUACGAGCUGCUCCUACAGGGCUCUUCCAAUGGCCGCCUUAAGUACGGCGCAUUAAAGGACGUUGCUGCGCACUUGAAGUGCCACUGGAAGACUGUAUCGCGAGUGUGGAAGCGUGGACGACACUCGCUCUCCAACGGGUCACCGCAUGCCGAUGUCGCCUCAAAACUCAAGACACCAGCGUCAGACCCUCCGUUCUCUUGCGGCACACAGUGGACUUCCGAAGACAUCCAUCGUCCGUCACAUGCAAGAGACCAAGAGGCUAAAGUCCCGAGCCAGCUACAUCAAGCCCAUGCUCACUGA